This is a messenger RNA of Penicillium macrosclerotiorum, 2265 nucleotides long. RefSeq names its product dipeptidyl-peptidase III. Gene Ontology annotation, cellular component: cytoplasm. Lineage: Eukaryota; Fungi; Ascomycota; Eurotiomycetes; Eurotiales; Aspergillaceae. The record is from RefSeq and is a predicted model, not a curated record. Gene Ontology annotation, molecular function: dipeptidyl-peptidase activity; metalloexopeptidase activity. The transcript is spliced from 3 exons. The coding region runs from base 1 to 2265 and encodes 754 amino acids. Gene Ontology annotation, biological process: proteolysis.
AUGCACUCAUUGCGUGGCAUUGCGCCGCGUUUGCUUACCCGGAGCUCCGUGUUACCUCCGCUACCCCUCCGUCGCCUCACCCACCGAUUCCCCGCGCUUUGCCUGCCCUUCUCCCUAUCCCACUCAAGUCAAGCACCCGCCAUGGAUGAGAACGUGAAGAAGCACUAUCUCGCCGACAACCCGCCCACCGUGGUCCGUCUGGAGAUCAAAUCACACUUCGACACCCUUGAAAAUGAGAGCCUGAGAAAAUAUGCCCAUUACAUGAGCAGGGCUGCCUUCGAGGGCACUCGUGUGACGCUACGCCAGGUUUCGCCAGAGUCAGAACCUAUUUAUGAUCUCAUUCUUGCCCUCCACCGUGCGUGCGAUGGCGAUUGGAACAGCCUCGCUCAGAAGACCCAAGUCAGCGAACAGGACCUUCGUUACUUCCUUGAGUAUGCCGCCCAGUUCAUGGGUAACUGUGGUAACUACAAGGGCUUCGGCGACUCCAAGUUCAUUCCUCGUCUACCGGUUUCUGCUUUGGAGGCCCUGGCAUCAAGCACGCCGGAAACCAUUGCCGCUUUCCAGAAGGCAAGCAGCACUGGUGGCGGUAUUUACGAAACUGGCGAACAGUCCAUGAUGCAUCUGGGAUACCCUGAACAGGGCCAUAUGACUACCUACUACCCAGAUUUGCCCUCGAUCACCAAGGAUGAGAUCACUGCCGUCGGUGACUUGAUGGAGAAGAAAGGUCUCGCACUGGAGAACACAAGACUGCGGAAGACAACCUCUGGCGACUUUGAAUUGUUGAUCGCAUCCGGAGUGACCAAUCCUCCUGCAAGGGACCGUGACCUUGGUGAGGUGGAUACGUUUGAGUUGGAAGGUAGCCUGAAGGGCAAGACCUUGCGCCUGAUUUUUGGUGACUACCAGGAGGAAAUGGCAAAAAUUGCCCACAGUAUCAAACAAGCGGAACGUAAUGCCGCAAAUGAUAACCAGAAGAAAAUGCUCGAUGCCUAUGCGCUUUCCUUCGGGGCGGGCUCCAUUGAGUCUUUCAAGGAGAGUCAGCGCAUUUGGGUCAAGGACCAGAAGCCUGCUCUCGAAACAAACCUGGGAUUUGUGGAAACCUAUCGCGACCCCCAUGGUGUUCGCGGGGAGUGGGAGGGAUUCGUGGCUAUGGUAAACUUGGAACGAACCAGGGCUUUUGGUGCCCUUGUGGACAGCGCUGAAAGCAUGAUUCCCAAGCUUCCGUGGGGCAAAGACUUUGAGAAGGACAAGUUUCUCAGCCCAGAUUUCACCUCGCUAGAGGUUCUAAGCUUUGCUGGUUCCGGUCUUCCGGCCGGCAUCAAUCUUCCCAACUAUGAUGAUAUCCGCCAGAACCUGGGAUUCAAGAACGUUUCCCUCGGUAAUGUUCUUAGCGCGAAGGCACCCAAUGAGCCCAUUCCAUUCAUUGCCGAAAAGGACCAGGAUGUUUAUCGUCGAUGCCGCGACCCGGCUUUUGAGGUCCAGGUUGGUAUUCAUGAGCUGCUGGGCCAUGGUACUGGCAAGCUGUUGCAAGAAACUGCUCCUGGAGAGUAUAACUUUGACAUCUCGAACCCCCCGAUCAGCCCAGUCACGAAUAAGCCGGUAUCCACCUGGUACAAGCCUGGUCAGACCUGGAGUUCGGUCUUCGGGGCCAUUGCAUCGUCGUACGAAGAAUGUCGUGCCGAGUGUGUUGCCAUGGUGCUAGGCUGUGACUUCAGCAUCCUGAAGAUCUUCGGUUUCGGCGAUGGCAAGGAAGACAUGGCCGGGGAGGCCGGGGACGUACUCUUUGCUGCUUACCUUCAAAUGGCUCGUGCGGGCCUUGUAGCAUUGGAGUUCUGGGAUCCGAAGACUCAAAAAUGGGGCCAAGCGCAUAUGCAGGCCCGAUACAGUAUUCUCCGCACCUUCCUGGAUGCGGGUGAUGACUUCGUCAAGCUGUCCUACACCAAGGAAGAUCUCUCCGAUCUUGAGAUCCAGCUGGACCGGUCCAAGAUCUUGACCCACGGGCGACCCGCAGUCGAACAGUACUUGCAGAAGUUGCAUGUCUACAAGAGUACCGCUGAUUUCGUGGCCGGGAAGGGCAUGUAUGAUCAGAUUACCUCUGUGGACAACUGGUGGGGCACUUCUGUUCGUGAGGUUGUUUUGCAGAACAAGGUGCCUCGCAAGGUGUUCGUGCAGGCUAAUACCGUCCUUGAGGGAGACAAGGUGGUAUUGAAGGAAUACGAACCGACUCUGGAAGGCAUGAUCCAGAGUUACGUGGAUCGUAGGGUGUAG